UGUGCGCACUGAGCUCUCCUGGGAACAGCGAGACUGUACCUCCGCCACACAGCCUGGGAACAGCGCUCUAGAGGCAAGACCCCAACUCAGUCUGGGGACAGCACUCUCUGCAGACUGUGCCACAGCUACACAGCCUGGAAACAGUACUCUAUAGACUGAGACAAGACCCCCUCCGCAGCCUGGGAACAACACUCCCUGGGGACAAGACCCCUCUCCACAGCCACUCUGGAGACAGACCUCAGGCACUGAGCACCCAUAGCCACCCUGAAGGAAAAAGACUGGGCGCACCACACUGCACUCAUGCCUCGCUCAUUUCUAGUGGACUCCCUGAUCCUCAGGGAAAGCAACGAGAAGAAGGUGGAAAGUAGCCCACCCCUCUUCCCCUAUGCCGUCCACCCUUCGCACCCACUGCACGGAUUGUCUGCUGGCUCCUGCCACUCUCGGAAAGCCGGGCUCUUGUGCGUCUGCCCAAUGUGCGUCACCGCAUCCCAGCUCCACGCACCGCCGCCAGGCAUGCCUCUCCUCAAGGCGUCCUUCUCCUCCUUCAGUUCUCAGUACUGCCCUACAGCAAUUGGGAGACAACACUCAGGAUCCUCUGCACUGAACCUGAGCCACGGUCCAGCAAUCUACCAGACGUCCUACCCCAUGCCAGACCUAAGGCAGUUCCACUGCAUCUCUGUUGACAGCCCAUCCAGCCAGUUACCCAGCAGUAAACGAAUGCGCACAGCGUUCACCAGCACCCAGCUCCUGGAGCUAGAGAGAGAAUUUGCCUCCAACAUGUACCUGUCCCGGCUCCGGCGCAUUGAGAUAGCCACUUACCUGAACCUCUCAGAAAAACAGGUCAAGAUCUGGUUCCAGAAUAGGAGAGUCAAGCACAAGAAAGAAGGGAAGGGUAGCUCCCACAGGGGCAGCUCUCACAACUGCAAAUGCUCAUCCUUUCCACCCACAAAAUGUCUGGAAGAUGAGGAUGAUGAUGAGGACCUGGUCCUGUCUCCUUCAUCUUCCGAGAAGGAAGACAGAGACCUCUCCCCAAGCCCAUAGUCGGAGACCCAACAAGAGACUUGACAGACACUUCUGUAUAUAUAGCGCAGACUGUCCAGAGUUCCUAUUACGUUGUCUCUAUCAGAACUGGUGACUCAAAGCUAUCGCCCCACCGAAAAAGUGUAUUUAGGUUUUUGAAGUGUUCAACGUUCAAUACUUCUUACUUGUGAUUUCUCCUCCCAGUCAGUAAUUGCAGAUAUCUUGUAUUUUAUUCCAAAUUAACCAUCGUUGGCUAAACCAUGAGGUACUAGAAUGUGCCAAAUUCGGCUUUGGGUCCCUGUGAAUAUGCCUGAAGGUCUGUUGUCUGUAUAAUAUAUGUCUUACCCUAUUGUUUAUGUACAUUAUAAAUAUUUAU
Pseudophryne corroboree (corroboree frog) is the source of this 1396-nucleotide messenger RNA. It is a transcript of the gene GSX1, whose product is annotated as GS homeobox 1. The record is from RefSeq and is a predicted model, not a curated record. Gene Ontology annotation, molecular function: DNA-binding transcription factor activity, RNA polymerase II-specific; sequence-specific double-stranded DNA binding. The coding region runs from base 301 to 1041 and encodes 246 amino acids. NCBI's taxonomy places the organism in Eukaryota, Metazoa, Chordata, Amphibia, Anura, Myobatrachidae. Gene Ontology annotation, biological process: regulation of DNA-templated transcription. The transcript is spliced from 2 exons. Gene Ontology annotation, cellular component: nucleus.